AUGGAGAGAGGAGGAGGCGCAGGACACUCCACAACUACAUCAUGGAGAGAGGAGGAGGCGCAGGACACUCCACAACUACAUCAUGGAGAGAGGAGGAGGCGCAGGACACUCCACAACUACAUCAUGGAGAGAGGAGGAGGUGCAGGACACUCCACAACUACAUCAUGGAGAGAGGAGGAGGCGCAGGACACUCCACAACUACAUCAUGGAGAGAGGAGGAGGCGCAGGAAACUCCACAACUACAUCAUGGAGAGAGGAGGAGGCGCAGGACACUCCACAACUACAUCAUGGAGAGAGGAGGAGGUGCAGGACACUUUACAACUACAUCACGGAGAGAGGAGGAGGUGCAGGACACUCCACAACUACAUCAUGGAGAGAGGAGGAGGCGCAGGACACUCCACAACUACAUCAUGGAGAGAGGAGGAGGUGCAGGACACUCCACAACUACAUCAUGGAGAGAGGAGGAGGCGCAGGACACUCCACAACUACAUCAUGGAGAGAGGAGGAGGAGGUGCAGGACACUCCACAACUACAUCAUGGAGAGAGGAGGAGGUGCAGGACACUCCACAACUACAUCAUGGAGAGAGGAGGAGGCGCAGGACACUCCACAACUACAUCAUGGAGAGAGGAGGAGGCGCAGGACACUCCACAACUACAUCAUGGAGAGAGGAGGAGGCGCAGGACACUUUACAACUACAUCAUGGAGAGAGGAGGAGGCGCAGGACACUCCACAACUACAUCAUGGAGAGAGGAGGAGGCGCAGGACACUCCACAACUACAUCAUGGAGAGAGGAGGAGGUGCAGGACACUUUACAACUACAUCAUGGAGAGAGGAGGAGGUGCAGGACACUCCACAACUACAUCAUGGAGAGAGGAGGAGGUGCAGGACACUCCACAACUACAUCAUGGAGAGAGGAGGAGGAGGUGCAGGACACUCCACAACUACAUCAUGGAGAGAGGAGGAGGCGCAGGACACUCCACAACUACAUCAUGGAGAGAGGAGGAGGCGCAGGACACUCCACAACUACAUCAUGGAGAGAGGAGGAGGCGCAGGACACUCCACAACUACAUCAUGGAGAGAGGAGGAGGCGCAGGACACUUUACAACUACAUCAUGGAGAGAGGAGGAGGCGCAGGACACUUUACAACUACAUCAUGGAGAGAGGAGGAGGCGCAGGACACUCCACAACUACAUCAUGGAGAGAGGAGGAGGAGGUGCAGGACACUCCACAACUACAUCAUGGAGAGAGGAGGAGGCGCAGGACACUCCACAACUACAUCAUGGAGAGAGGAGGAGGCGCAGGACACUCCACAACUACAUCAUGGAGAGAGGAGGAGGCGCAGGACACUUUACAACUACAUCAUGGAGAGAGGAGGAGGCGCAGGACACUUUACAACUACAUCAUGGAGAGAGGAGGAGGCGCAGGACACUUUACAACUACAUCAUGGAGAGAGGAGGAGGUGCAGGACACUCCACAACUACAUCAUGGAGAGAGGAGGAGGUGCAGGACACUCCACAACUACAUCAUGGAGAGAGGAGGAGGAGGUGCAGGACACUCCACAACUACAUUAUGGAGAGAGGAGGAGGCGCAGGACACUCCACAACUACAUCAUGGAGAGAGGAGGAGGCGCAGGACACUCCACAACUACAUCAUGGAGAGAGGAGGAGGAGGUGCAGGACACUCCACAACUACAUCAUGGAGAGAGGAGGAGGCGCAGGACACUCCACAACUACAUCAUGGAGAGAGGAGGAGGCGCAGGACACUCCACAACUACAUCAUGGAGAGAGGAGGAGGCGCAGGACACUCCACAACUACAUCAUGGAGGAGAGGAUGAGGCGCAGGACACUCCACAACUACAUCAUGGAGAGAGGAGGAGGAGCAGGACACUCCACAACUACAUCAUGGAGAGAGGAGGAGGCGCAGGACACUCCACAACUACAUCAUGGAGAGAGGAGGAGGAGGUGCAGGACACUCCACAACUACAUCAUGGAGAGAGGAGGAGGCGCAGGACACUCCACAACUACAUCAUGGAGAGAGGAGGAGGCGCAGGACACUCCACAACAACAUAA
Messenger RNA from Knipowitschia caucasica, 2070 nucleotides. The record is from the annotation of a GenBank genome assembly. NCBI's taxonomy places the organism in Eukaryota, Metazoa, Chordata, Actinopteri, Gobiiformes, Gobiidae.